UGUUUCUUCUCAUCUCGUUGCAGGCAAAAAUACACAGCACAAUAGCAGAAUUAUAACACCAUACACAAACACAGAAGUCAACUUCCCAUUCUCCCAGCCUUUAGACCCUGGCGAAAUUGGAAGCAGCUCGCGCGUUAAGUGAAACCCCCAUUCGGGAAAUUCUGGGAAAGGCUGCGACGCGUAAUUUGAAGUGACAAUGCCGGGUGUGGUAUUUUUAAUUGUUGUGCCAACAGCUAAUUUUGAGCGUGAGCUUUAUUUUGGUAACAAUCCGGAAUUGUCAACUUCAAAUCUACCCUUGCAGAACAUAGUCAGCAAGACAGGCCAUGCUGGCAUUGGAGUUGGGGGAGGAGGCAAUAAUAACCUGAACAUCAAUCUUCCGGAAAAUAACAACGCCAUAUUAAGACUUGAAGUCGAACUACGUGACAAGCAUGCACCCAAGUACCGACGUGCAGCUGGCAUUGGUUUGCCAACGGCACCCGCUGUUGGUUAUGGCGGUGGCCGCGGCCGUGGAGGCGGAGGAGCAGCAAGGCCAGGUGGUCAUAAUCGUACACCGGGGGAGAAUGUCACAACUGUCAUGACGGACCUAAAGGGUAAUGCCAUUAUUCCUUUGGAAAAGGUCCUAGAAGAAUUAUUGGUAAAGUUAGAUAUUGAGCAUGUUACCUGGACGACAAGUAAAAAGGGAUACUUUCAUCAUGUUGUUUUUCCCCUGCAAUCUGGAGAGCCAUGUGAGACCACUUUACAUUGUUUAACCGAGUUGGGUAUUGGCACUAAAUUGAAUUCUAGUGUCAGCGUAUUACCUUGCAGCGUGAGCUAUGAUGCCCUAACAGUGGUCGAAGAUGUGAACGAUGCCAUGGAUGGCGAAGAGCUAUCGAAAUGGAACAAUUUUGUGGAAUCAAUUAAAUCGAAGUUAACCGUGAAACAGGUCGUUGAUGGCGUUCGUGCCGGUGGUUCAUUGUCCUUUGAUUAUCUGCUGCUAAUUGUAACGGCUGACUCCUUGGCUGCUUUGGGCUUAGUGGAGAACAAUGCCCCAAAUAUUACAGCAGCUAUGUUAGUAUCACCAUUGAUGGGUCCAGUGAUGUCAAUAACAUUUGGUGCCAUUAUUUCGGAUAGGGAAUUGAUUCGCGUUGGUUUUAUUUCCCUGGCUUUGGGCAUGUUCAUAUCCUGUCUAUUUGGUUUUAUAUUUGGCUUAAUAUUGGGCACCACAGAAAUGCCUUGGGGAGCUGGUGAUUGGCCCACUGAAGAAAUGAGAGGAAGAGGCAAUGUGCGUUCCUUGUGGAUGGGUGUACUAUGGGCAUUGACCUCAGGCACUGGUGUAGCAGUGGCUUUAUUGCAAGGCUCUGCGGGUCCUUUGAUUGGUGUGGCCAUUUCAGCUUCCCUUUUGCCGCCGGUGGUGAAUUGUGGUCUCUUUUGGGCAUUGGCAUGUAUUUGGCUGAUUUAUCCUGGCACUCGUAUACCCCACAUCAAGGGCGAACGCCUAAAUGAGACAUCACAGUAUCCAUUCCUCUAUACGGACUAUUUACCCACUGAGUUUCUGAUCAAUGGCAUUGUGUCCUGUCUGCUGACGGUGGUAAAUGUGAUUUGCAUUUUUAUUACCGCCAUAAUAGUGUUGAAAAUUAAGGAAGUCUCGGCGCCAUAUACCGCCAGUCCAGAUUUAAAACGAUUCUGGGAAACUGAUUUACGCACUGUACGCAAAACCAAUCGAUCAACUAUGCGUCAACGUCGUGGUGGCGGUGGACCUGGGGCAGGUGGCACUGUGGCAUUCCGUGAUAAAUUACUGAGUGGCUAUCAAGGACUCGAAGAGCAUCGCAGUCCUGAAAUGGAUAGUGUGCUGGAACAGGCUUUAAAGGAGGCAGAGGAUGAUGUGACCUUUAAGAAGGUUAAGCGCAUGAGUUAUUCCAGCAAUGCAGCGGGAGAGCUUACUCAGCGUUUAGCCAAAUUGGCGGGUCUUAAUAAACAGGCAACGGAUUUGGGUGGCCUGGGCACAUCUGCUGGCAGUCAUGGGGGCAGUCGCAUGAAUUCAAUACGUGGCUCGAGUAGAAAAGUCGAUUUAAAAGCUCUAGACAAACUGGUAACAAAUCUAUUGGAACAACAGGCCUCGGCACCCCAACACUCAACAGCAGGCAGCGAAUUGGGCUCCUCCACCAUAUAUGCUUCGACACCAGCAAAAAAUCGCAAAGCCUCAGUGAAAUUAAAUCGUUGGCGUCCCACAUCACGUUCAGCACAUAGUUUUAAUAUUACCGAGGGUACAAACAACUUCAACACAGACCAUGAAACAUCGAAUGGCUCCGGCUCAGGAAGUGGUGGUGGAGGAGGAGGAGGAGGCAGUAGUGGUGGUGAUAUGCAACCCAUGCCCACCAUCAUGGAAAGUUCAACGACUCCUUCGACGGGCAAAAAUAACAAUGAAAGGCCAUCUCGCGGCAGUCUGACCCGUUCGCAGCGUUCAUCAUGGUCAAGUUCUUUGGAUCGCACUCCGGGUGCAGUGCGCAAUGUUUUAAGGAAUAUCUCAGCAGCCACCGUACAAACUGGCACUGGUGGUGGCAGUGAGGAGAAUCUUAAUUUGACCAAAAAUUUUGUACCCUAAAUUGAGGGGAGAAUAUUUUGAAAAACCUCCCAAUUUCGAAUGGAGUAGAUAUUGAGCAAGCACCAAUAUCCCAAAGAUGUGAAAUAAAUUAUUCUGUAGUUGUAAAUGAAAGUUAAUUAGAGAAGCAUAAAUAAACAGCCUGAAAACACGAGAUGACAGUAUCUGUAGCGCAAAAAAUUAAUUAACUUUGAAUGGCAUAUCAGAUGAUAACCAGUAACAGUAUCAGCAAAAGCAAAGUAACCAAAUUCAAUUUUUUUUUAUCUUUUUCGCAGAAAAGCAUGCCAGAUUUUGCGAUAGAUGCAAAUGUUGUAUUGAAACAGUUUGAGGUUUGCAAACGUUAGCAAAGAACAGGUAAAAGAUGGAAGUAGAAUAGCCAUAAUUCAAUGGAAAUUUCUUUAAGGUUAAGGAAAUUUC
Stomoxys calcitrans (stable fly) is the source of this 2995-nucleotide messenger RNA. RefSeq lists its product as uncharacterized. The coding region runs from base 197 to 2581 and encodes 794 amino acids. The record is from RefSeq and is a predicted model, not a curated record. NCBI's taxonomy places the organism in Eukaryota, Metazoa, Arthropoda, Insecta, Diptera, Muscidae. The transcript has 12 exons.